CACUGGGCGGCUGGGGAUGUGGCAGAGGAGGGCGGUCAGGCGGUGGGUGACCUGGGAUCUGGAAGGGUGGUGCUGCCGGCGGGCGUGGAGGCAGAGCGGCAGCAGCGGCAGCCGGACCCUAGUCAGCAAAGGGAGGCGGGUUCCCAACAGCAGCAGCGGCGGUGGCGGGGUGAGGAGGCGGCUGGCGGCAGGGGGCCAGCUCCCAACCUGCCCACCAGGCCACCCCACGCGCUCACACCACAGCAGCCUAGCUUGGGAGCAGCGAGAGGAGGAGGAGGAGGGGUUAGCGGUGGUGGUGGAGGUGGUGGUCAGCGCCAGACCACAUUGGACGGCUUCCUGCAGCGCCCCGCCACCCCCGGUACCGGUCACCAGCAGCAGCAGCAGCGGCAGCACCAUCACGAUGCUGGGGAUCUGCGGGCUUGCAAGGGGAAGGAGCAGCAGCGGCAGCACCAACAGCAGCAGGUGGAGGGUGAGGGGGGCGGUGGGCGGUGUGUGGCAUCACCGUCGCAGUCCGGGAUGUCUGCGGUGCGGCUGCGGCGGCUGGGGAGGUCAACGAAGGAGGAGGAGGAGGAGGAGGUACCCGCCCCGCCGGCCGGUAGGUAUGGAGGAGGACUGGGGGGCGGGUCGGAGGUUGAAGGACCGGCAGCAGCAACAGCCGGUGCGGACUUGCAGCAGCAGCAACAGCAGUCGUGGAAGCGGCGGCAGCAGCAGCGGCGGUGUGAUUCGAUCUGCACUGCGGGGACGGAGGCGGUCACAAUGAUACAUGGCAGCUCCUCCGUCCCUUCCCCUGCCUCCCAGCCCUCACCCUCCGCGUUGCCCGCCUCCGCACCCGCAACCACCACCCCAGCCACCACCGUUACCACGACCACCUCCCAGCAGCAGCAGCAGUGUCAGCAGCACCGGCCGCCGCCUCCCUCCCACCCAGCUGCCGGCACCCCCAUGCAGCUGCGCCCGCUGCCAGGCAGGCGGAGGUUCCGAGAGCGGGAUGUGGCGCAUGACGACCCUCUGUUCGCGGGCUUCAGCGAGUGGGUGCAGGUGGUGCCCACCGCUACCGGGGUGGCGGCGGCUCGACCGCCCGCCCGCCCCGGCAUCUACGAGUGGGGCGCGGUGCCGCCCGGAGGGGCGCAGCAGGGCGUGCUGGCUUUCUACCUGGGGAAAGCGGGUGGCGGCGGCAGUCGUGAGACCCUGCGCUCGCGCUUCAGCAAGUACGCGGCCGCCAGCCGGCCGCUGCUGGGACCCAAGGAGGCCAUGCAGGCUGCGGCCCGGGCAGCGAGGGAGGCGCGGGAGAGGCAGCAGCAGCAGCUGUUGGAGCAGGCGGCGGGCGGGGGGCAGGCGUGCGAGCAGUCCCAGCAGCAGCAGAGGGGGUGCAAGGCGGGAGGCGGCAGGGGCGGUGGUGGCGGCAAGCGGGGGGAGCGGGUGCAGGUGUAUGAGGGGAGGAAGGCGGAGCUGUGGAGGCAGCUGCAGUCGCGCGGAUUUGCGCUGUACUACAGGUACCGGGUGUGUGAGGGCGAUGAUGACGCGGUGGCGGCUGAGAGGGCCAUCCAUGACCGGGUCAACUACGCGGGGUGCCUGGUCCACAACGGCAGCUACCGGCCGCUGCUGCUGGGGGCGGGGCGGCGACUGCAGGACUUCCCCGUGCUGCGACCCGAGCUGGAGGACCCGGAGGGCCCCGCGCCCAGCGGACCCGCGGGAGCCACUCGCAGCCGCACGCGGCACCUGCAGCUGCGGCAGCAGCGGGGCUAGUAGCAGGGGGGGGGGUUACCGGGGACAGGAGCAGCAGCGGUGGUUUUCAUGGAUUACCG
Molecule: messenger RNA, 1802 nt
Organism: Astrephomene gubernaculifera
Lineage: Eukaryota; Viridiplantae; Chlorophyta; Chlorophyceae; Chlamydomonadales; Astrephomenaceae
Source: the annotation of a GenBank genome assembly